AUGCAGGUGGAUGGAGGAGAGGAGAGGCCUACCAUGCAGGGAGCAGCGGCAGCAGAUUUACCUGCUCCGAAGCCAGCCUGGGCUUUGCUCGAAGAAGCGGGGCACAUGAAGACAGAAGGGAAUGCUUUUUAUCGAGAAAGGAACAUCCGUGCGGCUGUUGGCCGCUAUCACCGUGCUCUUUUGCUUCUCCGAAGCAUCGAUUCUGACGUGCAGUUGAAUUUGGAAGCAUUUGGAUCCAAGAUGCCAACUCUUACAUCUGAACAAGAGAUACUAUUGAGAGACAUUCAAGUGGACUGCUUCAAUAACAUAGCUGCCUGUUUACUUCAGAGAAAGAGCGUGGACUAUGCUCGUGUCCUGGAGUAUAGCCUGAAAGUGUUGAAGCGACGACCAGCUAACACCAAAGCAUUGUACAGGGCUGGUGUUGCCACACUGGAGCUUGGAGACGCACAGAAAGCCAAGCAGUACCUGACACAAGCCUGCACGUUGCAGCCCAAUGAUGGAAACAUCAAAAGGUACCUUCAGAUGGUCGAGGAGAAGAUUAGCAACGAGUUACUCCGGGAGAAGGCCAUGUAUCGAGGCAUGUUUGCCUCCAGCACAAAAAGCAGCUCUGGAGAAUAG
This is a messenger RNA of Nerophis lumbriciformis (worm pipefish), 618 nucleotides long. Lineage: Eukaryota; Metazoa; Chordata; Actinopteri; Syngnathiformes; Syngnathidae. The record is from RefSeq and is a predicted model, not a curated record.